UAGAAUGAGCACUGUGAUGUCCAGACUCACAUCCUGGACAGAAAGAAGGCGAGUCCCUUGUUCGGUUAAAUAGCCAAGAGCUGAACUAGGUCAUUGCACAGUUGACAUCUGAUAUCAGUGGUGUAGAUGUUCUGUGAAAUCCUAGCCGGUUAAUAUCAGAUCUAAGGCAUUGAAUGUCAUGGAUUGUGUUUCAUAUCUUGUUGUUUAGUUGGACUGGAUGUCUAGUUACUUUAUUUCCACGACAUUGGUGGCUUGAAGACAAGUAUUUGGUGCUGACUUUCUACAACGUUUAACGACUUUGAAACGAACAGAUGGUGUUGAGCAUUUUCUACAGCUCACAAUGGUUUAAAAGUGACAUCAUGUACAUGUGCAUUUGCAAUGAUUUUAUGCCGUCAAUGAGCUACACACUACCUGUAAUGCAUAGCAGCAUUCAGAGCACAAUCGAUUGACAUUUACAACGACAACUGUAUUGACUUCACACCCAUGAUACAUAAAUUCUCCGCUUGGACGUCACGGCAUAACAUUCUCCUACACUACUACUGAUGCUAGAUAACUCAUGGUGCUAUAAAUAGCUCUUCCACCGCAAGUGACUUUCUCCUCAGAGUAAAUCAUACAGAGCCUCAGUGUCUUCUGAACGAGCCGAUGCUCAGACGUGUUUUUAGUUUUUCUAUAUCAAACCACAAUCACUGCUGGUAAAUCAACGGCUUGUGUUUUCCUGUGCUGGAUCUUCAGGUAGAUCGGUCUACGACUGUUUCAUGAUUGGUUUUUACUUGCGGCCAAGUUAACUGGAUCUACUCUAUUAGAGAUACAUAAGAUUUUCUCUCGCUUGUUAUGAUUUUGUAAUCAACAGGGUUUGUCAAAAUUUACUGCUGGUACAAUAAACCAUGUACAUUCAGGAGGAGAAUUAUUCUAAACUCCCUCGGAAUAUGGACCCUUUUUUGAUGGACGACCAAAGCAUCGUCUCCGAGAAUGGCUACGAAACCAUGACCUUCGGAGGUGACAAUGUUGUCACGGAAAACGUAGCUUUUGCUGAGGUUGGAUACGAGACGAUGAGGUGUAGGUUAACUUGCUCUAUUGCAGCAGAAAUGUGUGUAGCAGAAGAUGAGCCAGAUUAUGAGCAUAUGGAUGGGGCGGAUGAAACGCACGUGCUAGCCAAAGCGCUGUAUGACAACAAUGCAGAAGCCCCGGACGAGUUGUCCUUCCGUCGGGGUGACAUAGUGACUGUACUGGAACAGAACACCAGCGGCUUAGAAGGAUGGUGGCUAUGCUCACUCAACGGUCGCCAGGGUAUCGCUCCCGGUAACCGGCUAAAGAUACUAGCAGGAAUGUAUGAGAGUCCACACAGCCCGCCUCCCUCUCAGACUGCACAAAAGAUAAAGACCCCACAGCUGAUUGGACAAUCCUACAUCUACGACAGUCCGAGUGCAGCCCGUAACCCCCUAUCAAGGGGCCAUGAAGACUACGACAUCCCAAGGAACCCGGGGACGGGGUACAACACUCAACAGCUUGCCCCCCUUGCGGUACCCGUCGCCCAGAAUAAUUUUACUCAGCAGCUCUCUGGAGAUGAAACUUAUGAUGUGCCACCGAGCCUUCUCGCUUCCAAAUCACCUUCGCCAACGGACGUCUACGACUCUCCGGCGAACCAUCGGAAACAGUCGAGCGAAGACUUGUAUGACUCGCCGAAGAAGCAGCUGCAGCAGGACGUUUAUGAUGUGUUGCCUGCCGCUAAGGAUCCCAAAGUACCCAUGGAUAUCUACGAUACUCCCCCCAUGAAAGGGAGAGGUGUGGGCAGUCCCAGUCCGCCCAAGUCCCCGACUGAGGUAUAUGAUGUACCGAGCUUGUUGCAGGGAGCUCAGAAGGGUUUGACGCCUGAGCCUCUUCCACAUUCGAAUGAGAAACUCAUUCAGAGAGCUAACUCAUUGGACUUGUAUGACACUCUACCUGGGCAGAAAUACCCAACAGACGUGUACGAUGUACCACCAGCUCAUGAACUGUCUGCCAAGAGACCAUCCCUUCAGAAUGAAGGCAGAACCAGUAAGGAUGAUCUGUACAAUAGUCCAUCCAAUAUACCAUCAUCCGAGGGACUGUAUGAUAGCCCAGGUAAAACAAAAAUUCACAUCACAAGUGUUGGCAACGGUCUACACAGUUCGGACAAUGUUUAUGAUAUUCCGCCACAGGUCACAAGAGACAAGCCCCGGUCGGGAAGGUCGAGCCCGGUAUAUGGCAGAUCCACGGAGGAACUUGAAGGUAAAAUGAAUCUGUUGACAAUGUCCAGGCUUACAAAAUCAGCAGACAGUCUCGAUGACUGGUCAGGAAUACUGGACAUAAACUCUGCCAUGGACUUACUCAGCGAAAAGCAGCAAGUGUUGGAGACUGCCAUCGCUUACCUGAUGAGCUACGUAAGCAGCACAUGGCGUCAUCAGUCCAACCUGGAGCCGCGAAUCCGUGAAAUCCAGUCGGCCUGUAAACAGCUAAAGCUUGCCUUGGAGGAAUUCCUAGAGUUCGCCGACACAUGUAUGACAGGUGCCGUACGACACAGUGAAGAAACCUGGCAUGAGAGCCUUAGCAAAGCUGUUAACUGUCUUAAAGAGUCGCACACCUCCAUGAUUAGAUGUAGUGCCUCAUUGGAUGAGAUGAACUGGCAAGUGUCCAAGCUCAUCUACAAACCAGGCUCGACAGUGGCCAGCGAACUUGAUCAGUUCGCCCUCGCCGCAAGAAGCGUCAGUGAUGACAUGAAAAGGUUUGUUGUCCUGAUUCAGGAGAAUGCAGCUUCACUAUUCCGCGUCUCCUUCAGUAGAAACUUGAGUAACCCCCAGGAGCGUCCAUUACCGAAUCCUCCUCUUAAGUCUUCCAACGCAAACUGGCAUUCUGCAGAGAAGGAGACCGCACAGAGGAAAGGGGUUCAGGCAAGACCCCUUCCUCGGCUUCCACCUGGUGACGCCCCUUCUCCAGGACAGGCUGAUGAUCUAGACCACACCCCUAGAAAGGAAGGCACUGCAGAUUAUGGCUAUUUAACAAAGAAAGACCCCCUUGUGAACAGGCAGAUCAUUGUUACAGACCCAAACGCCAAGCAGCCUUCGGUCCUCCUCCCAAAUGACAAACAAAUCUUGGAGUUUUAUGUCAACGACAUCGAGUCGCUAGUGAACACCAUGAGUAAUGCAAUUGAUGUGUUCUUCACCUGCAUCGAGGCCAACCAACCACCCAAGGUCUUUGUUGCUCACAGUAAGCACAUUAUCCUCGUCGGACACAAGUUGGUUUUUAUCGGCGACACGCUCCACCACAAUUUACAACACCAGGAGGUGCGCACUCGGAUCAUUCGCUGCAGCGAUUUCUUAUGUGAUUGCCUGAACGUUGCUGUGAACACCACCAAGUCUGCGGCGCUGCAGUAUCCAGGCGUGCAGCCGCUACAGGAAAUGGUAGACAGGAUCACCGAUGCUGCAAAUGCCACGCAGGACUUGAAAGCCGCUAUUUUGCAGUGUGCUGCUCUGUAAUGAAAAACCCCAAACUAUUUUUCUUUUUGUAUAUACUAUCUCUGUUCAUUAAAUUUCAUUGCAUGUUCAUUUACUUCAAAUUGGCGUUGUUUCAACAGUACAGUUGAUUGAACGUGGGUGACCUGAACUCCGACCAAAAAGGCAUGUUUUCGGUUCCCUUCUUUAAAGAUGGCAAAAUUUUACACAAGUUGGUUUGUAUGUACUUAAAAUUUACAGUGUUUAUUAUCUUGUUCGCAACCUUGACUUAUAAUUUAUAAUUGUAUUGGAGGUUUGUGAUUACAGAGGGAAGGUUAUAGAGGUCAAGGUUUUCAUUGUCUAGGUCCGGACAUGAGGGCUGUUGAAUUAUGAUGCAGGCAGGCCUUGGGCUUUUAAAUUUGUGUUUUUGAAAAUGAAGUCCAUUUGGCGAGUAGCAAAACUUUGCUUUUGACUUGCCCCCUACAACGCUUUUAUUAGCCCAGAUUUGAAACUUGAAUUGUCGUCAAGUUGACUUCAAAAUAUAUUAUUUGUUGUGAUCGUCGUUGGGUUUCACUUUCACAUAGAAAUGAGAAAAGUAAAACAAACUGCAUUCUGCUGGGUACUUUUUGUACGACACAAAUCACAAACAUCCAUAGAUUUACUUUAAACUGUACACGCUUAAAGAUCAUGAUAGAAAGCUUCUCUUAAAGUAUUGCUUGCUGAGUGCUGUAGUUUUUUAGUAAUGGGUAAACAAUUUCACAAACGUCUCGUCUCAGUGCGAAAUUUGAGCAUACAACAGAUUUAUGCGACUCUCCUGAAACUGUUGCUCUGUGAUCUUCACCAUUUUCCUCAAAACUUGACGACAAGUGAACCUGAACUUUCUACAGGUAAAUUAUAUAACAUACAUCUUCAUUCACAACCACGGUGAGUGGAGAUUCAUGUCAUGGCCAAAAACUUGAUCUACAGUGUACAAAGGUAGCAAAACCCUUUAAACAGGUAGAUGCCAUGUUUUGUUUUUAUUGGAGCCUAAAAAAUAGUUUUUACUAGCCCGCUGGAUCUUUAUUAGACAAAGUACACUGUUGGCUGGGUUUAAAGGACAAGCCUGUGUGAUCAAAUAAUGCCCCUGACUGUGAAGCUGAUACCUUAAGUAUGAUAUUCCAAUCUAAUGCAUUGACUGCCCCCUAUGCAGAAAAACCCUCAAUCUGAACUUCGGAUUGUCUAUGCACAAGGGAACCAAUAACCUUUAUUUUUUUAAAUUGUAUAAUUUUGUACCAUACAUAUACGUUGUACAAUACGUAGAUAUUCCAUUAUUAUAAAAAAAUCAGCAUUUUAACGUAACUGUCAUUCAAACUGUAAAAAAAUUAGUGUUUUUUUGUUGUUGUUGACACCAACUGAGAUUAUAUUUAAAAGUAAAACAAAAGAAUGACAAAUACAGAUGUUUUGUUUUUGUUUGGUGGUUUUCAUUAGUUUGGCUGAAUAGAUCAGUGAGUUUUGUCUCAAAUUGUGCUUGUUAUUCAUGGUUAGGGACUCUUAUGGUGAGAGCGAGAAGGGGCGAGCAGAGUCAUUUAUUUGUUCAAAAUUUUACAAAGUUUAAAACAUGACACCCCUUAACCAAAAUAUUGACAAAAUAGGGAGUCUGCUAUUAUUAGGGCUCGAUAUCUCAGUUGGGUCAAGCGUUUAUGCAGAGGUGGUGCGUGCAAGUCCCGCUAUAGUAAGUUGUUCUUUUACUCAACCCACAAAUAGAUGAAGACAUCAAUCAUACUUGGUAGGAAGUUUUGCUCGCUUUCUCUGUGAAAUUUGUCCACUUCUUGCUUUGCCCAUUUUUUCACUGACGAUGUGCCCAAUUUUUGAGGGCAGUUACCCCUUUCCUUGCCUUUCUUUUUGUAAAGAUUUGUGACUAAAGUGCAAGUAGGAAUUCACUGUAAUGCUGAGAUAUAACCCUUUCCCUUCCACGAAAUCCUCUUUGAUUUGAGUAUUCAUGAUUUGGUUCUUGACAAGGGAAUUUGCAUCUUGAAUGUUUCUUCCCUGUAUCCAGUUUUGUACAUAAAGUCUUUGGUGAUUGGUAUGUUGUGGAGCUAUGUUUUGAAGUAUGAAACUUGUUAACUGUGUGAAAGAGUCGCACACCUCCAUGAUUAGAUGUAGUGCCUCAUUGGAUGAGAUGAACUGGCAAGUGUCCAAGCUCAUCUACAAACCAGGCUCCACAGUGGCCAGUGAACUUGAUCAGUUCGUUUGAAGUAUGAAACCUUAUUUUUGCCAUAGCACCAAGUAAUGGUUUAUAAGGUGCUGUGGCGCAAUAUACAGCCAUUCAAACCAGGAACCUUGGGGUGUAUCCCUUCUCUUUAUAAUGAGUGCACUGGGUUCUUGUGCGUGCAUUACACAACUCAUAAGUAUUAUCUCCCCCAAGUCAUCCAUUGGUUUUAUACAAACAUUUUAUGAUUUUGUGAAGUAGUAGAAUUCUUGGCAAAACAUUUCUGAAAAAAAAAAGGGAAAAAAACAAUAACAGGGUGCUAUUUGAUUACAUCGUCUGUGCUUUAUAACCAUGUUUCAUUGAUUACUAGGGUGGGCCCAAUUUCAUGGCUCUGCAGAAACAAAGGAAGCAGGGAAUUCUGUGCUUACGCCAAGCUUUUUUUACUGGUCAGAAGGGAAUUGUUGGUUGUGCCCUCCGCUUACUCGGCAUUAUUUGCUUAGAUACCAUGUAUACAGCUAGCACUGAAAUUUGGCGCUUAACGGUACACAGUAAGCGGAGAAUGGCAUUCGUAGGAGCAGAACUCGGCGGUAUAAGCACAGAGCCAAGCAUUGGGCCUGUAUCACAGAAAUUUCUCUUUCGAUAUCGAUUAAAUAUCAAUAUUGAGGAGGAAUGUGUUUUCCUUGAGGACCGUAUGUUACAAAGACGUCUUCUUUAUUUAACAAAAAUGGUUUAUACUAUAAUUAUGCAGUUUCUCUGUAUAAAAAUGAGGAUAUUUCUCAUUGAAUGGAUAACUUAAACAGUAUUUAAAAGACUAAACCUUUGACAUUUACAAAAGAGCCACAGCGAGCCUGGACUUCCUGCAAGAACGCUUCGUACAAAGCCCAGUGAAGAAAACACGCAAUGUUAUAUUUUUACAGGGCACAUCUUAAAACUUGUCCAGCUGUUAUUUUUUAUAACUCUUGUGUUGAUGUGAACAUUUUAACAAUAAAUUGUAAAAGAUUCUCCAUGCAACCAGUGUAUCUUGCCUGCCAGAAUGGCACUGGAGUGUACAAGGUUCAUCGUUGUGUAAAUAAAGGUUACAUGAAUGGUAGGCCUAUAAACCACUUUUUGAAUACUGCUUUUAUUCAUCUGUGAUGGACUUCUGGUUUUCUUUCCAGUUAAGAAUUUCAUAUUUUACCUUGAAAAUAAUAUGCAUGACAAAAGGGUCGUUGAGUCUUACUUUUCACUUGGCCUGUGCUGAGGUUGUUUUAUUUAUGAGUUUGAAAAUUGCAUAUUUUGUACAAAUUUAAACAUUACAUGUAUGUUUUUAAAAAAUGAAUCGUGUUGAUUACAAUAAACCUAUGGAUAAACCUA
This is a messenger RNA of Asterias rubens (European starfish), 6987 nucleotides long. Its product is annotated as breast cancer anti-estrogen resistance protein 1-like. The record is from RefSeq and is a predicted model, not a curated record. Gene Ontology annotation, molecular function: protein binding. Gene Ontology annotation, cellular component: plasma membrane; cytoplasm. The transcript is spliced from 3 exons. The coding region runs from base 885 to 3491 and encodes 868 amino acids. Lineage: Eukaryota; Metazoa; Echinodermata; Asteroidea; Forcipulatida; Asteriidae. Gene Ontology annotation, biological process: cell surface receptor protein tyrosine kinase signaling pathway; cell migration.